Caenorhabditis elegans is the source of this 2477-nucleotide messenger RNA. RefSeq names its product DUF659 domain-containing protein (gene ZC443.4). Bases 842 to 2011 code for a protein of 389 amino acids. The transcript is spliced from 3 exons. The record is from RefSeq and is marked reviewed. NCBI's taxonomy places the organism in Eukaryota, Metazoa, Nematoda, Chromadorea, Rhabditida, Rhabditidae.
UUUUCUGCUGUACCAGUCAUAAAUUAACAUCCAUUUAACUUUAGAAGGAACAAUUUGUUGUAUAUGUAGUAACUGAAAAGUAUUUUGUCACAUUUUAUUAUUUCAUGUUUUUCAUGUUUAGCCAAGUUGCAGAUCGUUUUCCAAAAAAAAAAGAGUCAAAGAGUAUUCCGCCUUGUAACGAUUUUGUUGAAAAAUGAAAUUUUUCCCACCCUAACGAAAUAAUUUUCAAACGUUUCUUUAAAAUUUUAACGAAUUUCGUUUAAAGUUCGAGUCACUUCUCUUCACAUGUUCCCAAACACUGCCAUUUUUCAAAAAACGUUUUCCACACACGUUUGCCUUCAAAAAAAAAGAGGCCAGCCAUCCAUUUCUGUUUUUUUUCUUGCCAACCAGUCAUCUAGUCCCGUGAUUCUCUCACACCGACUAGUAGUCCGUCAAGUCCUUCAUUGUGCAGCACACACACGGCGCCACGAAACGACGUCUUCUUCUGCUCUGUCAGUCUCGUCUCUGCCUGGGACAUCUGACCAAUAAAUAUUCAGAGAAACGACGGCGUAGAGGCCGCUUCGCAUAGCCGCUCGCCAGUCGGCUCUUGCUUCGUCCUCCUCUUCUCCCUAUAUUUUGCCAGUUGUUUGUCGUCGAACACCCCUCCUCGGCCGCUCAAACACACACACGUCGCCAUCGCUCGCGUCGCGGUCUCUCGGUAGUCUCGUGUGUUCUUUAUUUCUCACAUCGACCCUCCUGCCCAUAAUUAGGAAGGUCGUUGUUUCCGACAUCUGUCGCCUUUGCAAACUUCUUGAUUCUAUUUUCCUUAUCUUUUGCCCCAAUUCUCACUUAAUUCCCUAAAAUGCCAGUGGUGAACACUGCAAACUUUGUGGACCGACUACGUGACAUCACCAAGAGGAUCGAUAUCCGUCCGAGUCUUCAGAAUGUCUCAAAGCGCUGGCACAACGUUUACGAUGCUCUAGCAGUCGGCUCUCCUCAACAAGUUCAGGAAUUCUACAAGUAUAUCAAAGUAUACAAACAAUGUCCCGCCAACGAUCUACUCUUCAUGAAUAUGACAGUACAACUGGCUCGUGCUGCAAUGUUUCCAACUAAUAGCAUGUUUAAGCAAAUGCUCAAAUUUGAGAAGCAUAUGGAUGGACUCAUUUUAGCGGAAGGAAUCCAUGGAGUUUAUGGAUCUCGCGGGAUUGAAAUUCUCUGUGGUCACAAUGAUCAUUUGCUCCGAAGAUACAGAAGAUUUAAGCGACAUUCUGAAAUCAAGCGAGCUGAUAAAGAGAUAAAAAUUGCUAGAAAAACGGCAAAACAAAUGGCAGCUUUGAGAGAAGUUCGAGCAAAGUCAAGAUCACAGAAGAAUGUGCCAGCCUAUUCAUUUGAUGAUCCAGCUCUGAUUCCUGGAGAAGGCCCAAUUCCUGAGAGAGCUACAAAAGUAUACUACAAUGCUGUGAAAAGUGUUCAAGCUCCAACUCCUGAGCAGGCUCCGGUGGCACAAGAUGUUGUGGUCAAUGAACUUUCAGAGGUUAAAAAAUACUGCGAAAUUCUGAAGGCUCAAAUGGAAGAAGCUGAAAAGAGACGAGAGGAAGAUGACGUGGCUAACAAGCUCAAUGAAGUCGUCGAGAAGCUCAUCUCAACAGCUAAGGAUUCUGGAAAGAGUCAAAAAGAGGAUGAAGAGGAAGAAGACGAUGAUGACGAUGAUGAUGAGGAGGAGGAGGAAAAUGUUGAAGAUGAUGAGAAUUUGGAAGAUGAUGAAGAUGAUAGAACAGAAGAUCAAAGCUCAAUUAGAUGCAGACAGUCGGAGUCUGAAAAUAUUAAUUUCCCAGAUUUCCAAUCUUGUAAUAUCACUGAAGAUCAGAAACAAGCAAUUAUGAGAAUCCUUCUGGGAAAAUCUGAAGAAGAAAAAGUAGAAGCCAUGGAAGUUACUCAAGAGCAAAAAAUCGAAGAGUCGUCGGACGAUGAAGAGGAAAUUGAGAAGAUUGACGACAAAGACGUUGAUGCUAUGGAGUACGAGAUGUUGUAACUUUUUUCUUAAUUUUUGUUCCAUAACAAUACUUUUCUCACCUAUACAUAUAUGUUUCACAGUUUUUUCCUUCACAAUCUCUAAAUUUAGGGACUAUUCCUCUUCACUCUGUACAAUUUGUAAAAAUUUGUUGUUUUUCUAAAACCAUGUAAAAUAACUUUACAAUAACUUUUCCACCAACACCACCUGUCCUAUUCCAUUUCUGGUCAUCAUCUGAUUUGAGUACGCGUGCGCAGUCUACGAAAAACACACAUUCAGGUCAUCCAUCCAUCCAUCUGCUGUCCAUCUGUAAGUUCGCUUGUACUUGACAUUUUUCUCUCCAACGUCAUAAUUUCCCCCAUAUUUUAUGUAUUUUCGCACUUUGUAUCGCUUUUUAAUUAACUUUUCCCCUGCACUUUUUUCAGAUUGCAACCGAAAAUAACAGAACAAAAACAAUUGUGAAUAAAUUUGUGAAUUUUGUCACCAU